Molecule: messenger RNA, 1491 nt
Organism: Lachancea dasiensis
Lineage: Eukaryota; Fungi; Ascomycota; Saccharomycetes; Saccharomycetales; Saccharomycetaceae
Source: the annotation of a GenBank genome assembly
AUGACUGUGGGUGAUUCUUUAGACUUCUCGCACCUCUUCUCGGAUGAAACCAAAGCACGUAAGUCGUCGCCUCUAAAGUCGUGCAUCCACUUGUUCCAAGACCCCAAUAUCGUCUUUUUGGGCGGUGGGCUGCCCAUGAGCAAAUACUUUCCUUGGGACAACUUGCAGGUAGAGUCGCCAUUGCCUCCAUUUGCUAAUGGGAUUGGUGAAUCGCCUUCUGGGGACGCCAAAGACACCUGCCAUGUUCAAGUACGCAAGAACGAAGUCACCAAGGCCGGUGACUCCAAGGACAUCCCGCUUUCGCGCUCUUUGCAAUAUGGACACAGCAAGGGCCAGCCAGAGUUUCUAUCAUUUGUUAGGGAGCACACCCAGCUGGUGCACGGCAUGAAGUACGCCGAUUGGGACAUCCUGGCCACCACUGGUAAUACUGGAUCAUGGGAAUCUACCCUUAGAAUUUUCUGCAACAAAGGCGACACCAUUUUGGCCGAACAGUACACUUUUUCUUCAUCCAUUUACGCCGCUGAGGCCCAAGGUGUCAAUGUUUUCCCCGUGCCGCUGGACGACCAUGGGUUGAUUCCUGAAAGGUUGGAAAGCAUUUUGGACAAUUGGAACCCAGAAACCAGGAAGCCCAAAUUAUUGUACACAAUCCCAACUGGUCAAAAUCCUACAGGCUCCUCGUUGAGUGAUGACCGCAAAGUGGAAAUCUACCGUAUUGCCCAAAAGCACGAUUUGCUAAUUUUGGAAGAUGAACCUUACUAUUUUCUACAGAUGGAUGCUUACCAAAAAGAUCCCUCACAAAGAAAGGCCACCGAAUUUGCCUCUCAUGAUGAGUUUGUCAAAUCCUUGGCUAAAUCUUUUAUCUCGCUGGAUACCGAAGGUCGUGUUAUUAGAAUGGAUUCGUUCUCUAAGGUCCUAGGACCCGGUACCAGAUUGGGGUGGAUUGUCGCUUCCGCGAAGAUUUUGAAAGCAUACCUUCAGCUUCACGAAAUGACCAUACAAAACCCUUCUGGCUUCAGUCAAAGCAUUGUGGCCGGAACAUUGAACCGUUGGGGUCAGGGUGGAUUCUUAGACUGGCUAAUAGGCAUGCGUCGUGAAUACAAUGAAAAGCGUGAUGUUGCUAUUGAUGCUCUCUACGAGUAUAUUCCAGAGAGCCCAGCCUUCCACAUCAAUCCACCAAUCGCAGGUAUGUUCUUUACCUUGAACAUUGACGCCUCUUCGCAUCCGGAGUUUGCUACCAAGUAUCAAUCUAAACCUGAGCUUGUCGAACAAGCUAUCUACGAGAAGGUUGUUGCGAGCGGCGUACUAGUUGUUCCUGGUGCUUGGUUCAAGGCUCUGGGGGACACUCAACCACCUCAACCUACUUCAAGCAAACAGGAACUAGAUCCUAAUGGAGUAAUCUUCAGAGGAACAUACGCUGCUGUGCCACUGGACAAGUUGAGAGAGGGUAUAAAGAGGUUUGGUCUCGCUCUUAAGGAAGAGUUUCAAUUGUAG